AUGACAACUCGCGCCAUGGAGUCCCAUGCGAACGGCGAGCCCCCAGCCAAGAAGAGGCGAUUCUUCGCAGAUCCAGACGAAGUGAUCGCCUCCUCAGACGCGUCCGCCCCAAAUGCUGGAUCAUCUUCGAAGCCACGCUUCUUCAAAGAUGCCGUUGCCGGUGCCGAUGACGAUGCAUGCCCUCGCGAUAUAAAUCACAUAGAACAUGGGAGAUCAUUGACAGAUCACGAACAAGCGUCUACCGACAAUGUCUCCUCGGAAGCCGAAGCUGGCCCAUCGAAUGACGGCGGUGCAUCUAUGGCCUUUGACCAGGAGACAUUCGAAAGCUUUGUCGGGGACAAGGUCCAACCCGAUGUCCUCGAGGUGAUCCGUGAAAACUGUGGCAACGACAUCGAAAGAGCUGUCAACAUGUACUUUGAUGGCACUUGGAAGAAGUUCAAGAAGAAGGCAAAGCCCACGGGCGUUCAGUCGACGAUAGCAAGGAAUCCCAAACCGCAGGAACCCAAGCCGCCUGACGCUCAAUCAAAUGAACCCCUUCGAUCCACCCCUGACUUCCGCUAUAUCGGUUCUUUUGGUGUGGAAGGCUGGGCAACGAGAAGCGGGGCGAACCUUCUGAAAUAUGGAGAUAACCUCAAGAUCGAGCGCCAAAAGACCACGCAGCCUCUGAAAAGGCAACGAGUCGAUGUCAUCGUCAGAUUCACAAAUGGUCAGGGAUCGGAGAUUGGACGUCUGGCAAAGGACAGCGCGAACUGGAUUUCUACCUUGAUGGAUCAAAAGUGCUGCAAGUUCGAUGCCACAUGCGUCUAUGCUCCCGAUCGGCUGAGAACAAAUGACACGGUCUUCAUCCAGCUGCGCUGCUCCUUUCUCAAGUCCGCGUUCCACAGACCAGGUUUCAAACUACCCGACAACCGCUCAACUGGGCUCUACGAAGAGAAGGAAACGACCGAGGAGCGGGACCUUCGUCUAAGGCAGGUUGCGCUGGUGAGGCUAUUCCAGGAAAUUAACUUAAAUCCGACCAAGCUCAGCGCUGCUGCUGCUCGCCACUCUCGCGAGGGCCUGCUGGAAGCUGCCGAACUGGCAGAGAAGCAAGAAAAGGAACCAGCCAAGACGAAAAAGCCCGAGAAGGGCGACAAGUCUGGUUCCUCAACCCCAUCAGAGGACGAAGAUGGCACAGAGCUGGAGCAGGACCAGCUUGAUUCCCUUUACAAAAAAGCGCAGUCCUUUGACUUUGACACUCCUGAGGCGGAACCGGCCAAGACUUUUGCCAUGACCCUUCGCCCCUACCAGAAACAGGCCCUCCACUGGAUGCUCUCGAAAGAGAAGAACGAGAAGGAAAAACGACGGGAGGUAUCUAUGCAUCCGCUGUGGGAAGAAUACGCUUGGCCGAUCAAGGAUGCCGACGACAAGGACCUGCCCCGUGUUGCCGACCAGCCCUGCUUUUACAUGAACCCAUACUCCGGAGACCUGUCCCUCGAAUUCCCAGUGCAAGAGCAGCACUGCCUCGGCGGCAUCCUUGCUGAUGAAAUGGGGUUGGGUAAGACGAUCCAGAUGUUGAGCUUGGUUCACUCGCACCGGUCGCAAACGGCGGUCGAAGCCAGGAACAGCCACGGCAAUGGUACUGGAUCCGUCAACAACCUUCCCCGCCUGCCUUCGUCGACGGCGGGGGUUGUACCGGCCCCUUGCACCACUCUGGUUGUGGCUCCCAUGUCUUUGCUGGCCCAGUGGCAGAGCGAGGCAGAGAACGCAUCCAAGGAGGGCACUUUGAAGUCAAUGGUGUACUAUGGUAGUGAGAAAGUCGCCGAUCUUCGAACUCUUUGCUGUGAAGCCAACGCCCCCACGGCCCCUGAUGUGAUCAUCACAAGUUAUGGCAUCGUUCUCUCCGAAUUCACACAAAUAGCGUCGAAGGGUGGCAGUAUGGACGGCCACCGCGGGCUGUUUUCUCUGAACUUCUUCCGGGUCAUUCUUGACGAGGGACAUAACAUCAAGAAUCGCCAGUCCAAGACCGCCAAGGCAUGCUACGACCUCUCUGCGGAACAUCGCUGGGUGUUGACUGGCACACCCAUCGUGAACAAGCUUGAGGAUCUUUUCAGUCUGGUCCGUUUCCUGCGAGUCGAGCCAUGGAACAACUUCUCGUUCUGGCGCACAUUUAUCACCGUGCCAUUUGAGGCGGGCAACUUUGUCAAAGCAUUAGAUGUGGUGCAGACCGUGCUAGAACCGCUAGUGAUGCGACGCACAAAGGAUAUGAAAACACCUGAUGGCACACCUCUCGUGGACCUGCCGCCAAAGAGCAUUGAUGUUGUCGACAUUGAACUGUCAGAAACCGAGAGACAGAUUUACGACUACGUCUACACACGUGCCAAGAGGACUUUCCAGGAAAAUGUUCAAGCAGGCACUGUCAUGAAAGCCUUCACCACUAUCUUUGCGCAGCUUCUGCGUCUGAGGCAAACAUGCUGCCACCCAACCCUUGUUAGAAACCAGGACAUUGUAGCAGAUGAAGAGGAAGCUGGAGCCGCAGCCGAUGCUGCGGCGGGUCUCGCUGACGAUAUGGACCUCUCGGCGCUGAUCGAGCGAUUCACUGCCGACACCGAUGACGAAAAGGACGCCAAUGCUUUCGGGGCGCAUGUGCUCAAGCAGAUUCGAGACGAGGCUGCCAAUGAGUGCCCUGUUUGCUGCGAGGAGCCAAUGAUUGACCAAACAGUCACCGGCUGCUGGCACUCUGCGUGCAAAAAGUGUCUACUAGACUACAUCAACCACCAGACAGACCGCCACGAGGUCCCGAAAUGUUUCAACUGCCGCGAGGUCAUCAAUUCUCGGGAUCUUUUCGAAGUUGUCCGCCAUGACGAUGACCCUGAGCCCAAACUCGGUCAGAACUCCCCUCGCAUCAGCCUUCAGCGCGUCGGGGUCAAUGCCUCUUCGGCCAAGGUGGUCGCUCUAAUCAAGCACCUUCGAGCCUUGCGCAGGGAGAGCCCCAAGAUGAAGUCGGUCGUUUUCAGCCAGUUCACAUCCUUCAUGACGCUCAUCGAGCCAGCCUUGGAGAAGGCCAACAUGCAGUUCCUCCGGCUGGACGGUUCUAUGGCGCAAAAAGCCCGAGCGGCGGUGCUGGACAAGUUCCGGGACAGCAAGAAGUUCACGGUGCUCCUGCUCAGUCUCAAGGCGGGCGGUGUGGGCCUGAACCUGACGAGCGCCAAGAGGGUCUUCAUGAUGGACCCGUGGUGGAGUUUUGCGGUAGAGGCGCAGGCUAUCGAUCGAGUGCACCGGAUGGGCCAGGAGGAUGAGGUCAAGGUGUACCGAUUUAUCGUGAAGGAUAGUGUCGAGGAGAGGAUGUUGAAGGUACAAGAGAGGAAGAAGUUCAUUGCUACGUCUCUGGGAAUGAUGAACGAUGAAGAGAAGAGGAUGCAGCGGAUCGAGGACAUCAAAGAGCUUUUGAGCUAA
This is a messenger RNA of Diaporthe citri, 3432 nucleotides long. RefSeq lists its product as uncharacterized. The coding region runs from base 1 to 3432 and encodes 1143 amino acids. The record is from RefSeq and is a predicted model, not a curated record. Gene Ontology annotation, molecular function: hydrolase activity, acting on acid anhydrides, in phosphorus-containing anhydrides; zinc ion binding; nucleic acid binding. Lineage: Eukaryota; Fungi; Ascomycota; Sordariomycetes; Diaporthales; Diaporthaceae. The transcript has 2 exons.